AUCGCAAUGGUUUUCUUGCCCCCGCUCACGCGCCUCUCGUCGCAGGCCCAUGGCUUCGAGUACUCGACGCCAAUGCCUCCCUGCAAGGACAACCAUGCCCAUUCCCUCCAGCGAUGCGCGAUCCCUGGCUGCUCUCAUUUUGCUAAGCUCCACUACGUCUGCCUCGUGCACGCCCGCCAGAGUGUCCCUUCAACCUUAACCACCUCCCCUGCCAACAGCAGCAGUGCACCCAAGCGCCGCAACAAGAAAUGUCAAGUGGAUCAAUGCGGCUCGUUUGCCCGGAGUGGCGGGUUUUGCACACGCCACGGCGGUGGUCGAAAGUGCAAAGCUGAAGGAUGUACGACGGCUUCACAGACUGGGGGCUAUUGCCGAAUUCAUGGCGGGGGUUCCAAGUGCAAAGUUGAAAACUGCGACCAAUUUGCUCGGGCGCAGGGCAUGUGCUUGCCCCACAGUCGUUCCCGCAAGGCCGCUUAA
Molecule: messenger RNA, 474 nt
Organism: Aphanomyces invadans
Lineage: Eukaryota; Oomycota; Saprolegniomycetes; Saprolegniales; Verrucalvaceae
Exons: 1
Coding region: 7-474 (155 amino acids)
Source: RefSeq, a predicted model, not a curated record